This is a messenger RNA of Aspergillus calidoustus, 960 nucleotides long. Lineage: Eukaryota; Fungi; Ascomycota; Eurotiomycetes; Eurotiales; Aspergillaceae. The record is from the annotation of a GenBank genome assembly.
AUGACGAGAAAGACCUACGCACCCCCGCCAGGCCCACCUCCAGGGUACUCCGAUGCAUCACGUCCAGGGAAUGGGCCCUUUACAGAGCCCGACAACGCCAGUAUAGGCCCGCUGCCCCCUUAUCACAACUGGCAAGAGACCGUCCCAGAUACAGCGACAUUCCCUCCGCCCCCAGUGACAGCAAACUACAUUUCCGCAACGGGCAACGCCUCUAGUGAUGACGCCGAGCGCGCGCACGAGUGGUGCGAUGCGUCUCCUCUCUGGAGACCCGUUUUUCCAUCAGCCCAUGUCUACCAGCAAGUCCAGAACUACCACAUACAGCACCUCAGGUCCUCUGAGUUUAAUGGGGAUCUUUCAAUGCACGACGAUCGUUGGAGGGGAUACACCAGAGACGGAAACAGCGACUGCAUCCUGACAACGAUGUUACCGCUGUACUUUGCAUCGGCAGACUCGCCCUUCGUCACGGAGAGAUACAAAACCAUCUAUUAUGAAGUCAAGCUGCUUGGCCUUCGCGCGGGUCCCUCACCUCAGGAUGCUAGCGGGCUGGCUAUAGGGUACGUUGCGCAGCCGUAUCCAAGUUGGAGAUCGCCCGGCUGGGAGCGGGGCAGUAUUGGUGUCUUCUCAGACGAUGGUUGUCGCUUUGUGAAUGACUCGUUCGGUGGAAGGGAUUUUACGACUCCGUUUCGGGUCGGGGAGACGGUUGGAUUGGGAAUGACGUUUCAGCUUCCUACGGACGUUAUUGAUAUUCGAGGAACCCUUAAACUUCGUACUCGCGUUUUUUUUACGCGGAACGGUCAACAUGUAGGCGAUUGGGACUUGCACGAAGAAAGAGAUGCAGAGGCGGGGGGGAUCGAGGGACUGGAGGGCGAUGUCGAUUUAUAUGCAGCGAUUGGGCUCUUUGGCGGCGUUGAUUUUGAGAUAUGUUAUCAUCCAAGAGGCUGGCUUUACUGCCCCGAGUGA